This is a messenger RNA of Hemicordylus capensis (graceful crag lizard), 3227 nucleotides long. RefSeq names its product G-patch domain containing 2 (gene GPATCH2). The coding region runs from base 404 to 1933 and encodes 509 amino acids. NCBI's taxonomy places the organism in Eukaryota, Metazoa, Chordata, Lepidosauria, Squamata, Cordylidae. The record is from RefSeq and is a predicted model, not a curated record. Gene Ontology annotation, molecular function: nucleic acid binding. The transcript is spliced from 10 exons.
CUCCCAGCCGGCUCCCAUGGAUGGUGUACACGCUGUCGCCAUAGCAACUGGGCCAUACCACACCAUCAGAGGAGGGGGCCGGCGAGUUCCAUGCCCCUCAGGCUGGAAGAAGAGCAGCGGUCGGAGGCUUAGGCCAGACAGGCUGCGGUGGGGGACCAGAAUGCGUCCGAGGUCGAGGGGUUAUUUAUCCGAGAAGCGCCCCGUGAAGCUUCCCGGCCCUGCUGGCGGGAGGAAGUAAUGGUCGGGCCCCGUUUCCUCCCCGCGCCGCGGCUGCUUCCGGGAGACCAUCAUGGGGGAGUGAGACGCCGCGCCGCAGGCGGAGAGUGGAUGGCCCGGUGGACUGUCGCCCUCCCGAGUCUCUGCGAAGCGGCCCCCGUCUCCCCAGGGAGCGGCCGACGGGUACAUGUUCCGGGCGGCUGAGCCCAGCCCGAGCAGACCUCCGGCCGCCAGAAAGAGCUGGCAUUUCAGCAAGACUAUGGAGGAGCUCGUUCAUGAUCUGGUCUCAGCACUGGAGGAAAGUUCAGAGCAAGCACGAGGAGGCUUUGCAGAUACAGGAGAUCAUUCUCGCAGUGUCUCUUGUCUUCUAAAACGCCAGGCCCGAAAACGAAGGGGACGAAAAAGGCGCUCCUUUAACACCCAUCAUCCAUGGGAGACUGGACAUUGUUUAAGUGAAGGCUCUGAUUCUAGCCUUGAGGAACCAAACAAGGAUUAUAGAGAGAACCACACUAAUAAUAAGAAAGACCACAGUGACUCUGAUGACCAACUGUUGGUUGCAAAACGCAGACCAUCUUCAAAUUUAAAUAACCUUAGAGGCAAAAGGCCUCUAUGGCAUGAACCUGAUCUAGCAGUUGAUAAUUUAGGAAAUAGGACUCUGCGUAGAAGACGAAAAGUGAAACGCAUGGCAAUAGAUCUACCUUCAGAAGUAACAAACACACUGACAUUACCUCAGCAGCAGGAUAACAUUAAGGAUCAGGAAAUGGACAACGAUCAUAGGUCUUGCCAACAUCAAGAGCUAGCAAAGAGCAAAGUUAAAAAAAGGAAACUAGCCACAAGUAGGCAAGGACCAGAAAUUUUGGAUGAAGGAGUGGUCAUAGAGAAUGACGAAAUCAACCAGACAAGCAAAGAUAAAAUGGACUAUGAAGAACAAAAGGGCUCGGAUGAAAACAUGAGUGACAGCGAAUCAAGUAGCCUGAGUAGUAGUGAUGCUGGUUUAUUUACCAAUGAUGAGGGAAGACAAGGUGAUGAUGAGCAGAGUGACUGGUUUCAUGAAAGUGAAUCUGGAGGUGCCUGUGGGAUCACUGGGAUCAUUCCCUGGUGGGAAAAGGAAGACUCGGCAGAACUGGAGAAAGAGUUGCCUGAUCCAGUCUUUGAAAGUAUCUUAACCGGCAGUUUCCCUCUUAUGUCCCAUUCAGGCAAGAGAGAUUUCCAAAAAAGAUUUAGUCAUCUUCAUGGAAUGCCAGCAAGGAGCAUCAAAAAAGCUGUAGGAAACCAAACUGCAAUGAUUACUACUCCAGGUUCAUGUAGUAACAAGAAAGCUGCACACUUGUCCCAGGACUCUCAUCACCAUGACCAUUGGUUUAGCCCUGGGGCUAGGAAAGAACAUAGCCAGCUUCAACUGCUGCGGGACAACCGGUCAGAGAGAGGACACAAGAAAAACAUCUCCGUGAAAACAGCAAGCAGACAAACAAGUGUCCAUUUAGGAUCCUUAUGUAUGGGAGAUAUCAAACGAAGGAGAAAAGCUGCACCACUGCCAGGACCCACUGGGUUUGUAGGUGAAAAUGCUCAACCAAUCUCAGAUAGCAACAUUGGCAAUAGGAUGCUCCAGAGUAUGGGCUGGACACCUGGCACAGGCCUUGGACCAGACGGCAAAGGGAUAGCUGAACCAAUCCGAGCAAUCCAGAGGCCAAAGGGACUUGGACUUGGAUUCAGCUGACCAAAAGGCACUCCAGCUGCUGCUCAGUCAUCAAGACGAUCAACCUUAACUUUGAAAUAACUGAGAAUAUUUUAUCCAGCUGUUGUCAAAACAUCCCGUGAUUCUUACUGUAACUUUUGAAUACAGAAACAUCAGUGUUUUCUCUUACAGCUGCAAGGGCCAGCCAUUAGGUCAGUCCUGAUGUCCUAACUCUGUAAUGGUGCUAACAUUUUAAAUUGUACUUUUUAAAUUUUCUGUGGUCUUAACGAUUUCUAUUGUCAAAAAUUCCAACAACUGAUUAGAUUGUUUUCUAUUUCCCCAGUUAGAGCUUAGCCAACUUGCACUCAAGUUGUCUCUUUCCAGCUCCCCUUUAUAAAAGACCAUUUUUGCUAGCUGAAAUUAGCAUGGAGAAUUAACCCUAGGGAAAGUGUAGUGUUACUAUCUAGGUGGUGAAGGUGCAAGCACUGUGCUGUGUAUCUUACAUCCAUUUCAGUAAGGCUUGUGUGGGACCUCUGCAUAAACCACAUUACAUUAAUUGCAAGCUACAUCACAGAAGUGCUUGCUGGGCUGUCCACCAAGGAGAACAUGGAUAGAGAACCGCUUCAAACAUGGGAGGCACAGCUAGAAAGUAGGAAUGGCAGAUUUCACGUUCUUGAAAGAUGGCAGCCCUGUCUCUAUAGUGUUCUAGCUAUUAUUUUCCAUCUAACCUCUGACACCUUAAUGGACAGUUGUCCUUCAUGUGUUUGCCCCAUUUCAGGACAAAGUUUCAUUUGAUAUUUCCUGUGGAUUACAGUAUUUUCAGAUGAGCUAACCUAAUAAUCCUUUGCUCCCCAGCAUGCAAUUUUGUGCAAGGAAUGCAUAGCAAAUUGCAGGUUUCUCUUCCAACAGUUGCAGCAUGUUAACUCCAUCCUCUUCUCUUGCCUAACUACUCAUCUUCCAACUACAGUUUUAAUUGGAUUUUGCAUCUUAGAUGGUCUUAUUUUAAAAGCAAGGAUUAUGGUAUUGCUAUCUUUCUCCCAAUCACUGUGAAUGUGUAUCUUAACCCAUUGAUAGCUAUGUGGAUUUAAAAUGGGACAGUAUCCUUAGAGUCUGUCAAUUUUAGGUAUAAUUUGGGGGUAUAUUUCCUAACUGACAAAUGGUGGCUUCCUGAGGGUACUUACCCUCUUCCCAAGCAGAUAUUCUAAAAGAGAGAGAGAGAAACCUGAAAUAGUAAAGUAAGCAAUGCUUUGGUAAUAUCAACAGCCUUAACUUCCAGCUUAAUAUUUUUGCUUAUCUUGUGCUGACAGUUCAAAUCCAUUAAAGAGGCCAUCUUUUA